CGAUAAUCUCUCGCCAGGUUUUGUAGGCCAACAUAAAAGGCUCGCUUUUGAGCAUCGCGUCGAUGUCGAAUUGACGUUCCAUCUGAAAGUUGCGGGAUGGUAUUUGUUCCUUCCUGGGUCUGUGGGCAUCAUGCGGCACACGGAUUUUCCUUUGAAAUAGAGUUUAAGCCAGGGAUGGUGCGUUCUGUGUCUGCGGAUUUGGAGUUGUGGGAUACGUCAGAAGCAAUGUGUUACAAAUCUCCGCCAAGGUACCUUCUUUCAUCUUUUUGCAAGGCUGUUUUGAGUUUAUCCACAAAGCCUUGUGCUUACCCGUUUGGUUAUAGGUGGACAAUCGCGUGUCUGCGACAAAAUUCAACGAACUUAGAGGUGAACUGCGCACCAUUAUCCGAAACCAAGGUAGAACACCGAAACGUGACAAUAUCUGUCCAAGAGCAGAGGCAGUGGCUCCUGCGUUAGUUUUCACCAUUGGAAUCACCUCACGCCAUUUACUGUGGGAGUCGACAACGAUGAGAAAAUGAUGACCGUCAACUGGACCCGCAAAAUCGAUGUGUACCCUGGACAAUGUUUCCAUUGGUAUUGACCAGGAUUACAAUUCCGUUUUCCCUGUAUGUUUAGAGACACUGGAACCUCGGGGACAAUUCUUAGUUAAAUACUUGAUCUGGGAAU
Messenger RNA from Dicrocoelium dendriticum, 666 nucleotides. Lineage: Eukaryota; Metazoa; Platyhelminthes; Trematoda; Plagiorchiida; Dicrocoeliidae. The record is from the annotation of a GenBank genome assembly.